Messenger RNA from Penicillium taxi, 1158 nucleotides. Its product is annotated as exosome non-catalytic core subunit RRP42. The transcript is spliced from 2 exons. Gene Ontology annotation, biological process: nuclear polyadenylation-dependent mRNA catabolic process; nuclear mRNA surveillance; TRAMP-dependent tRNA surveillance pathway. The coding region runs from base 1 to 1158 and encodes 385 amino acids. The record is from RefSeq and is a predicted model, not a curated record. Gene Ontology annotation, cellular component: cytoplasmic exosome (RNase complex); nuclear exosome (RNase complex). NCBI's taxonomy places the organism in Eukaryota, Fungi, Ascomycota, Eurotiomycetes, Eurotiales, Aspergillaceae.
AUGUCAGCACAACGCCAGGCUUCAUCAGCUUCACAAACCCCACAGCUAUCCCCAGCUGAGCUCUCCUACCUGUAUACGUCCCUCUCUCUUCCCAAAAGCCCGAUUCGCCCAGACGGCCGCUCACCAACACAAUUCCGUCCUCUAAGCGCCGAGUCUAACAUUCUGCCCGGAACAAAUGGUAGCGCGCGCAUUGGUUUUGCAGAUGGUACACAGGCUAUUGUCGGCGUCAAGGCUGAGGUGGAGAAGACUGUCCACUCGAUAGACACACUCGAGACGCGGGGUACAUCACAGCAAGAGGGUCCUAACAGUGAGGGUGGCUCUGCUGCAUUGUCCGGCCAGGGAUCGUGGGUGCAGAUGUCUAUUGAGAUUCCUGGGUUCCGAGAUGACGAUGCCCUGCCUGUUUUCCUGUCUGAGAUGAUGCGCGAGGCGCUUGUUGGAUCUGUGACUGGUUCGGCUGCUGAUAAAAGUGAUAUGUCUGGUGGUUUGAAGGGUCGACUGGUCAUUAAUAAAGGGUGGCAUUGGCGGUUGUAUAUUGAUGUCCUUCUUCUUUCGCAACCCUUGUCAUAUCCUCUUCCCCUCCUCUCUCUCACCACACAUCUCGCUCUGCUAUCAACCAAACUGCCAAAACUCAAGUCCAAAGGCGAAGAAGAUCCUUUUUUCGACGACGACUGGGCUGCUGCUGAGUAUCUGUACCAGAGAGCUUCGUCAACUCUGACAAGAUCCGUCCAAUCACAUGCCCGACCACCGGUGACCCUCCUCGUGAUUUCUGUCGGUGAGAACGUCAUCUUCGAUCCUACCCGCGAGGAAAUCGCAGUCGCAGACGCAGUGCUCGCUAUAUCAAUCACGCGCGACAGCGAUACAAACGGUCUGAAGCUACUUUCGCUCCGCACUAUUGAUCCUCCAUCCCGUCUUACCCAGCCUGGUAUGCCAAAUUCUGCGAAUGUGACUCUGCUUGGUACUGGCCCUCCUACUCCUGCUGUCGAGGAUAUUCCUAUGCUUAACCCUGUUACAGGAGAGCAGGAGAUUCCUGGUGUGUGGCGCCCUCGACGAGGCGGCGUUAAGCGCAGUGUUAUCUCUGAUUUAGUAAAGACGGUCUUGAAGAAGGGUGGUGUUGGUGAGGAGGUGCUGGAGGGAUUAGAGGGUGUGCAGGUUGACUAG